AUGGAGGUCUCGAGCUCCCUGGCUACCACGGCCGGGAACGGUGUCGACGUAUCCCCUACGACGUCGGCACCACCCUUUCAGACCAUAGAGCCCGAACGCGUCGUCGAACAUCUCGUACAGGUGUGCAAGGUGGCCCUGGGAUCUACGCAGGAGGAGCUGGAGGAGCAGGGGAACCUGCUGCACAGCAGCCGCUACGGCGAGACGGUAGCGCGGUGUACGCGGUUCGCCGCCGAUGCCCAGAGCGUGCUGUAUAUCCAGAAGGAUAUCGCCGCUUCGUCGGCCGUGGAGAGCGGGACCGACACGGCCGUGCCCUCGUCUUUCCGCUACAGCCUCACCGCCGAACUCGCGUCGUCGCCCACGACCGUCGCCUCCCUCGUCCUCAUCAAGGCUCCCCAGCCGCUCGACCCGACCCGGCCGCUCACGUCCCAGAUCUUCAUCACCAACCUCCCCGGCCCCGCGUCCCUGGCCGCCAUCGUGGCCGACCAGGGCCCCUCGCUGUCGCCCUGGGAGGUGCUGCACUCGCAGGUCCACCACGCCCUCGUGCCCUACUUCGACGCCAACUCCAAGCCCCAGCAGGCCGCCAACGGGACCAGGGGCCGCGCCGACGUCGACUCCAAGACGGGCAUCCCCGUCACCAAGAAGAGGCUCAACGACCUCGAGCUGAGCCUGCUGCACCUCCAGCAGAACGUCGACAUACCCGAAAUCUCCCUCACCUUCCACUCCGCCGUCCAGACCGUCCUCGACGAUGCCGACGCCCACCACACCCGACCCUCGAUCGACUCGAUACCCCCCGAGCUCCUGCAGGACAGCACCUUCCUGAACAGGCUGCAGGCCAACGUCAACUCGUGGAUCAAGUCCAUCCAGGGCAUCACCAAGAUGACCAGGGACAGCGCCUCCUCCUCGGGCCAGAACCAGGAGUUCAACACGGCCAGCCAGGAGGUCAACUUCUGGCUGUCCAUGGAGUCGGCCCUCGAGGGCGUCGAGGCCCAGCUCCGGAGCGAGGGCGUCCUGCUCACGCUCGACAUCCUCAAGCACGCCAAGCGAUUCCAGGCCACCGUCAGCUUCACCGCCGACACGGGCCUGAAGGAGGCCAUGGAGAAGGUCCAGAAGUACAACCAGCUGAUGCGCGACUUCCCCCUCGACGAGCUGCUCUCCGCCACCUCCCUCUCCAAGGUCCAGGACGCCAUCCGCGAAAUCUUCCAGCACCUCAACAAGAAGCUCAGGAUCUGCCCCUACCCCAUCCGGCGCGCCCUGCCCCUCGUCGAGUCCAUCUCCGCCGACCUCGACGACGUGCUGCACCGCCUGCUCCCGGGGACCGAGCUCGUCAACCUCGACUACGACCAGUUCCGGACCGUCAUGAGGACGAGCGAGGACAUCUUCAAGACGUGGGAGGACUCCGUCAAGGAGUUCACCAACGUGGCCCGCGAGGUGACGCGGCGCCGCAACGAAAAGUUCAUCCCCAUCAAGAUCAACAAGAAGCACUCGGAGCUCGAGUCGAGGAUCCACUACGUCGGCACCUUCCGCGACAACCACGAGCAGCUGCAGCGCACCAUCGUCAACGUCCUCGGCCCCAAGGCCACCCUCACCGGCAUGACCGAGACCACGGGCGCCGACGGCGUCGUCAUCGAGGAGAUGGGCGACGUCGAUGCCGUGCAGGAGGUCAACCAGGCCUGGGAGGCCCUCCAGAACGUCGACCUCCUCGACGUGACCGAGCAGGGCAAGGACCGCUUCUCCCUCGCCGAGAACCUGUACAACGAGCGCACCACCCGCGUCGAGAACUCCAUCAUCACCAGGCUGCGGGACCGCCUCGGAACCACCAAGACGGCCAACGAGAUGUUCCGCGUCUUCUCCAAGUUCAACGCCCUCUUUGUGCGGCCCAAGAUCCGCGGCGCCAUCCAGGAGUACCAGAACCAGCUCAUGGACCACGUCAAGCAGGCCAUCAACGGCCUCCACGAGCGCUUCAAGCAGCAGUACGGCCACUCCGAGGCCCACGCCAUGUCCCAGCUGCGCGACAUCCCCCCGGUCUCGGGCGCCAUCAUCUGGGCCCGCCAGAUCGAGCUCCAGCUGGACGGCUACAUGAAGAAGGUCGAGGCCGUCCUCGGUCCCGACUGGUACCUGCAUGCCGAGGGCAAGAAGCUCAAGGAUGAGAGCGACCUGUUCCGCGACAAGCUCAAGACGGACAGGAUCUUCGAGGCCUGGGCCGCCGACGUCACCCGCCGCAAGAUCUCCAUCUCCGGCCAGCUGUUCGACAUCAACCGGGUCAGGUCCGCCGGCGGCAUCCUCGAGCUCGCCGUCAACUUCGACCCGCAGAUCAUCACCCUGUUCAAGGAGACGCGCAACCUCACCUGGCAGGGCUACAGCGUGCCCCACUCCAUCACCACCGUCUCCAAGGACGCCAAGCGCGUCUACCCCUACGCCGUGAGCCUGAUGGAGAGCGUGAGGACCCUGGCCCAGACCGUACGCCAGGUCUCCGCCAUGGGCGAGGAGGCCGUCCUGCUCCACGGCUACCGCAACGACGUCUACAAGCUCGUAGUGGAGGGCGUCCCGCUGCGGUGGGAGUCCUUCAUCAACUCGCACGAGCUCUUCUACACCGACCAGAGGCAGGCCCGCCCCCUGCUGUCCGGGGCCACCGACUUCGGCCUCGCCAAGAACACCGAGAGCAAGCACGGCAUGUUCAUCCGCGGGUUCGCCUCGGCCGUCUCCGUCCUCCAGAGCAAGACGGUCUCCCUGGGCUACAUCUACGCCACCGUCGAGCAGGCCCUCCGGGACCUCGGCACCUGCCCCUACGAGGUGGCCGCCUUCCGGUCGCACCUCGACACCGUCCAGGCCGCCGUCGACCAGCUGAACCUCGAGCGCUACGCCAACCUCGACUUCUGGGUCGGCGGUCUCAACGAGAGGAUCCAGGAGGUCCUCCUCGGUCGUCUGCAGAGCGCCAUAUCCGCCUGGAUCUCCGCCUUCGAGGACUCCUCCUCCUCCUCCUCCUCCUCCUCCUACACCUCCUCCUUCUCCGCCGCCGCCGCCGCCGCCGCCGCCACUACCAUCACCACCACCACCACCACCACCACCACCACCGGUGGAGGUGCGGGCGAGGAUGCCAGGAACGGCCCCGUGAUGAAGCCCAUCGUCCUCGAGCUGGCCAUGCGAAACCAGGUCAUCUACCUCGACCCGCCCGUGGAGCACGCCCGCGCCAGCUGGUUCCUGCACCUCCACGACUGGAUCGGCGUGGUGUGCAACCUGCACAAGAUCAGGGCCUCGCGCUACCAGAUGAGCCUCAACACGAGCGCCAUCGAGGAGCUGGGCUUCACCGAGCUGCCCAGCGAGUGCGCCGGCAUGCUGCAGCGCGUCUACGUCUCGGUCGAGAGGAAGCUCGGCGAGAUCGGCACCUACGUCGACGAGUGGCUGCAGUUCCAGUCCCUGUGGGACCUGCAGUCCGAGCAGGUCUACGACGCCCUGGGCGAGCAGCUGUCGAGGUGGCUCGAGCUGCUCCAGGACAUCCGCAAGACGCGCAGCACCUUCGACACCCAGGACGACAGCCGGUCGUUUGGCCACAUCACCAUCGACUACGGCCAGGUCCAGGCCAAGGUGAACGACAAGUACGACCAGUGGCAGCGCGAGAUCCUCAUGCGCUUCGCCACCCGCCUCGGCAACCGCAUGCGCGACGUCCACGCCGACAUCGAGAAGUCCCGCAAGCACCUCGAGACCCAGAGCUCGGACGCCUCGUCCACCGCCCAGGCCGUCCACUUCAUCACCGUCGUGCAGAGCUGCAAGCGCAGCGUCAAGGCCUGGGCCCCCGAGAUCGACAUGUUCCGCCAGGGGCAGUCGACCCUCGUCAGGCAGCGCUACCAGUUCCCCAACGACUGGCUGCACAUCGAGCAGAUCGACAGCCAGUGGGAGGCCCUCAAGGAGAUACUCGAGAAGAAGUCGCGCAUCGUCCAGGACCAGACCGACGCCCUGCGCGCCAAGAUCGUCGCCGAGGACAGGCUCGUCACCGACCGCAUCUCCGAGGUCAUCGCCCAGUGGAACGAGGAGAAGCCGGUGUCGGGCACCAUCCAGCCCGACGUCGCCUCGGCCACCCUCACGGCCUUCGAGAGCAAGAUCUCCAAGCUCCAGGACGACUUCGACAUGGUGGCCAGGGCCAAGGAGGCGCUCGACAUCCCCGCCAGCUCCGAGACGUCGCUGGUCUCGACCCUCCAGGAGGUGCGCGACUUCCAGUCGGUGUGGUCCAACCUGGCCACCAUCUGGUCCAGCCUCAACGAGACGCGCGACACGCUGUGGACGGCCGUGCAGCCGCGCAAGAUCCGCGGCAAGAUCGACGAGCUGCUCGCCGGCACCAGGGACAUGCCGAGCCGCAUGAGGCAGUACGCCGCCUUCGAGCACGUCCAGGGCAUCCUGCGCAGCCUGCUCAAGGUCAACUCCACCCUGUCGGACCUCAAGUCGGACGCCAUCCGCGAGCGCCACUGGCACAAGAUCUACAAGCAGAUCAGGCCGCAGACGCGCUUCUCGCCCAGCUCCAUGACGCUCGGCGACGUCUGGGACCUCAACCUGGUGGCCACCGAGGCCGUCGUCCGGGACAUCAUCGCCCAGGCGCAGGGCGAGAUGGCGCUCGAGGAGUUCCUCAAGCAGGUCCGCGAGACGUGGCAGAGCUACGCCCUCGAGAUGGUCGGCUACCAGAACAAGCUCAAGCUGAUCCGCGGCUGGGACGACCUGUUCGCCAAGUGCUCCGAGAACCUCAACUCGCUGCAGGCCAUGAAGCACUCGCCCUACUACAAGGAGUUCGAGGAGGAGGCCGUCUCCUGGGAGGACAAGCUGAACCGCGUCCACGUCCUCUUCGACGUCUGGAUCGACGUCCAGCGCCAGUGGGUCUACCUCGAGGGCGUCUUCACCGGCAACGCCGACAUCAAGCACCUGCUGCCCAUCGAGUCGGGCCGCUUCGCCAACAUCAACAGCGAGUUCACGGCCGUCAUGAAGAAGGCCGCCAAGUCGCCCUACGUCCUCGACGUGCUCAACAUCGCCAACGUCCAGAAGUCGCUGGAGCGCCUCGCCGAGAUGCUCAACAAGAUCCAGAAGGCCCUGGGGGAGUAUCUCGAGAAGGAGCGCGUGUCCUUCCCCCGCUUCUACUUCGUCGGCGACGAGGACCUGCUCGAGAUGAUCGGGAACAGCAACGACUCGCUCCGCAUCGCCAAGCACUUCAAGAAGAUGUUUGCCGGCCUGUCCGGCCUCGUCAUGGACGAGGAGACGGUCAUCUCCGGCUUCACCUCCAAGGAGGGCGAGGAGGUCAGGCUCAAGAAGGACAUCUCCCUCGCCAAGGCGCCCCGCAUCAACGACUGGCUCGCCCUGCUCGAGUCCGGCAUGAAGUCGACGCUGGCCGACCUGCUCGUGGAGGCCUACGAGGAGUACAUGCCCAUGUUCGAGUCCGGCACCAUCGGCCGCGACGGCCUGACCAGGUUCAUGGACGCCUACCCCAGCCAGAUCGUCGUGCUGGCCACCCAGGCCGCCUGGACGACGGCCGUCGAGAGGGCCCUCGAGGCCGGCGGCGGGGACCUGCCCACCCUGUUCGAGCGCGAGGUCCAGGUCCUGCGCGUCCUGGCCGACACGGUCCUGGGGGAGCUCGACGUGCUCCAGCGCAAGAAGGCCGAGCAGAUCAUCACCGAGUGCGUGCACCAGCGCGACACGAUCGAGAAGCUCGUCGAGGCCGGCGCCGGGUCCCCGGACCACCACCUCUGGCAGCUGCAGAUGCGCUACGUCUACACGCCCGCCGGCGACUCCCUCGACCGCCUGCACGUCGAGAUGGCCAACGCCAGGCUCAACUACGGCUUCGAGUACCUCGGCGUGUCCGACCGCCUGGUCCGCACCCCGCUCACGGACCGCUGCUUCCUGACCCUGACGCAGGCCCUCUGCCAGCGCCUCGGCGGAUCGCCCUACGGCCCCGCCGGCACGGGCAAGACGGAGUCCGUCAAGGCCCUGGGCACCCAGCUCGGCCGCUUCACCCUCGUCUUCUGCUGCGACGACACCUUUGACUUCCAAGCCAUGGGCCGCAUCUUCCUGGGCAUCUGCCAGGUCGGCGCCUGGGGCUGCUUCGACGAGUUCAACCGCCUCGAGGAGAGGAUCCUGUCGGCCGUGUCGCAGCAGAUCCAGAACAUCCAGCUCGGCCUCAAGCAGGCCACCGAGGAGCCGGGCGCCCAGAUCGAGCUCGUCGGCCGCCAGCUCAGCGUCAGCGAGAACACGGGCAUCUUCAUCACCAUGAACCCCGGAUACGCCGGCCGCUCCAACCUGCCCGACAACCUGAAGAAGCUGUUCCGCAGCGUCGCCAUGUCCAAGCCCGACAAGGAGCUCAUCGCCGAGGUCAUGCUCUACUCGCAGGGCUUCAACCAGGCCAAGAGCCUGUCCAAGCAGACGGUCCCCUUCUUCGACCACUGCUCGCGCCGGCUGUCCAAGCAGGCGCACUACGACUUCGGCCUGCGCGCGCUCAAGAGCGUCCUGGUCAGCUCCGGCGGCCUCAAGCGCGCCAGGCUCACCGCCGGCAACCUCGGCCCCGAGCAGGAGGUUGUCGAGCCCGAGAUCAUCGUCCAGAGCAUCCGCGAGACCAUCGCGCCCAAGCUCAUCAAGCCGGACGUCGACGUCAUGAUGUCCAUCGAGAAGGACUGCUUCCCCGGCGUCGAGUACGUGCCCGCCAACCUCGAGCGGCUCGAGGACGCCAUCCGCUCCCUGGCCGCGGAGAGGCACUUCGUCGUCAACGAGCUGUGGAUGACAAAGGUGCUCCAGCUCUACCAGAUCCAGAAGAUCCACCACGGCGUCAUGAUGGUGGGGCAGUCCGGCACCGGGAAGUCGGGCGCCUGGAGGCUGCUGCUCAGCGCCCUCCAGCAGGUCGAGAACGUCGAGGGCGUCUGCCACGUCAUCGACUCCAAGGUCAUGUCCAAGGAGGCCCUGUACGGGAGCCUGGACGCGACCACGCGCGAGUGGACCGACGGUCUCUUCACCAGCAUCCUGCGCAAGAUCGUCGACAACCUGCGCGGCGAGGACUCCAAGAGGCACUGGAUCGUCUUUGACGGAGACGUCGACCCCGAGUGGGUCGAGAACCUCAACAGCGUCCUCGACGACAACAAGCUGCUCACCCUGCCCAACGGUGAGCGCCUCAACCUGCCGCCGAACGUGCGCAUCAUGUUCGAGGUCGAGACCCUCAAGUACGCCACCCUGGCCACCGUCAGCCGCUGCGGCAUGGUCUGGUUCAGCGAGGACACGGUCACGUCCGACAUGCUCGUCGCCAACUACCUCGAGGCCCUGCGCAAGGUGCCCUUCGAGGACCUCGACGAGGACAGCGUCGGCGCCGGCCAGAACCCCGCCAGGAACCUGGCCGUCCAGGGCCAGGUGGCCGACUUCCUGUCCGCGCACCUCACCGGCGGCAGCUUCACCUCCGAGGCUCUCCGCCGGGCCGAGGGCUACAGCCACAUCAUGGACUUCACCUCGGCCCGCGUCCUGACCACGCUCUUCUCCCUGCUCAACAAGGCCGUCAGGGACGUCAUCGAGUACAACGCCCAGCAUCCGGACUUCCACGUCGAGCCGGACCAGGUCGAGGCCUUCGUCUCCAAGAAGCUCCUGCUGGCCCUGGUCUGGGCCUUCACGGGCGACUGCCCUCUCGGCGACCGCAAGGCCUUUGGCGACGCCCUCUGCAGCCUGGCCAGCUUCGGCUCCCCGCCGCUCGACGGGAGCAGCUCGCUCAUCGACUUCGACGUCACCCUGCCCCGCGCCGAGUGGUCCUCCUGGCAGACCCAGGUCCCCACCGUCGAGGUCAACACGCACUCCAUCACGCAGACGGAUGUGGUCAUCCCCACGCUCGACACGGUCCGCCACGAGGACGUGCUGUACUCGUGGCUGGCCGAGCACAAGCCGCUCCUGCUCUGCGGCCCCCCCGGCUCGGGCAAGACGAUGACGCUCUUCAGCGCCCUGCGCAAGCUGCCCAACAUGGAGGUGGUCGGCCUCAACUUCUCCAGCGCCACGACCCCCGACCUCCUCAUCAAGACGUUUGAGCAGUACUGCGAGUACAAGAAGACGCUCAACGGCGUCAUGCUCUCCCCCACCCAGAUCGGCCGCUGGCUCGUCGUCUUCUGCGACGAGAUCAACCUGCCGGCCCCCGACAGGUACGGCACCCAGCGCGCCAUCUCCUUCCUGCGCCAGCUGGUCGAGCACAACGGCUUCUGGAGGACGUCGGACAAGUCGUGGGUCACGCUCGACAGGAUCCAGUUCGUGGGCGCCUGCAACCCGCCCACCGACGCCGGCCGCACGCCCCUCGGCGCCCGGUUCCUGCGCCACGCGCCCCUCAUCAUGGUCGACUACCCGGGCGAGUUGUCGCUCAACCAGAUCUACGGCACCUUCAACUCGGCCGUGCUCAAGAUCGUGCCCUCGCUGCGCGGCUACGCCGAGGCCCUCACCCGCGCCAUGGUGCGCUUCUACCUCGAGUCGCAGCAGCGCUUCACGCCCCAGAUCCAGCCGCACUACGUCUACAGCCCGCGCGAGCUGACGCGCUGGGUCCGCGGUGUCUACGAGGCCAUCAAGCCGCUCGAGGCCCUGACCGUCGAGGGCCUCAUCCGCAUCUGGGCCCACGAGGCCCUCCGCCUCUUCCAGGACCGCCUCGUCGCCGAGGAGGAGCGCAGGUGGACCGAGGACGCCAUCCGCCGCAUCGCCCUGGAGCACUUCCCCACCAUCGAGGAGGACAAGGCGCUCGGCGGCCCCAUCCUCUUCUCCAACUGGCUGUCCAAGAACUACGUCCCCGUCGACCGCGAGCAGCUCCGGGACUUUGUCAAGGCGCGCCUCAAGACCUUCUGCGAGGAGGAGGUCGACGUGCCGCUCAUCCUGUUCGACGACGUGCUCGACCACGUGCUCUGCAUCGACCGCGUCUUCAGGCAGCCCCAGGGCCACCUGAUCCUGAUCGGCGUCAGCGGCAGCGGGAAGACGACGCUCUCGCGCUUCGUGGCCUGGAUGAACGGCCUGCGCGUCUUCCAGAUCAAGGUCCACGGCAAGUACUCGGCCGAGGACUUUGACGACGACCUGCGCGAGGUCCUCCGCCGAUGCGGCUGCAAGGGCGAGAAGAUCUGCUUCAUCAUGGACGAGUCCAACGUGCUCGACUCGGGCUUCCUGGAGCGCAUGAACACGCUGCUCGCCAACGCCGAGGUGCCCGGCCUGUUCGAGGGCGACGACUACGCCGCCCUCAUGACGGCCUGCAAGGAGGGCGCCCAGCGCCAGAACCUGCACCUCGACUCGCCCGAGGAGCUGUACAAGUGGUUCACGCAGCAGAUCGUCAAGAACCUGCACGUCGUCUUCACCAUGAACCCGCCCGAGGACGGCCUGGGCUCCAAGGCGGCGACGUCGCCCGCCCUGUUCAACCGCUGCGUGCUCAACUGGUUCGGCGACUGGUCCGACCAGGCCCUCUUCCAGGUCGGCCGCGAGCUGACCAACUCGAUCGACCUGGACCGGCCGAGCUACCAGGCGCCCGACACCAUCCCGGUGGCCUUCCGGGGGCUCCAGCUGCCGCCCACGCACCGCGAGGCCGUCGUCAACUCGAUGGUGCACAUCCACUACUCACUGCACCACUACAACAGGAAGCUGCUCAGGCAGCAGGGCAAGAAGACCUUCCUCACCCCGCGCCACUUCCUCGACUUCGUCAACCAGUACGUCAGGCUGUACAACGAGAAGCGCGAGGACCUCGAGGAGCAGCAGCGCCACCUCAACGUCGGCCUGGAGAAGCUCAGGGACACGGUCGACAAGGUGCGCGACCUGCGCGUCAGCCUGGCCGAGAAGAAGACGCAGCUCGAGCAGAAGGACGCCGAGGCCAACGAGAAGCUGCAGAAGAUGGUGGCCGACCAGCGCGAGGCCGAGCAGCGGAAGAACACGUCGCUCGAGAUCCAGGCCGCCCUGGAGAUCCAGGAGGCCGAGGUGGCCUCCCGCAAGCAGGUGGUGCUCGAGGACCUGGCCAAGGCCGAGCCCGCCGUCGAGGAGGCCAAGGCCAGCGUCAGCAACAUCAAGCGCCAGCACCUGACCGAGGUGCGGGCCAUGAGCAGCCCGCCCUCGGGCGUCAAGCUGGCCAUGGAGGCCGUCGUCACGCUCCUCCAGGGGCGCGGCAUCCAGGACUGGAAGACGGUCCAGGGAGUCAUCCGCAAGGACGACUUCAUCGCCAACAUCAUCACCUUCGACAGCGCCAGCCGCAUGACCAAGCCCCUGCGCGACCGCAUGCGCAAGGAGUUCAUCUCCAACUCCGAGUUCACCUUCGAGAAGGUCAACCGCGCCUCCAAGGCGUGCGGGCCCCUGGUGCAGUGGGUGACGGCCCAGGUCAACUACUCGGACAUCCUGGACCGGGUGGGCCCCCUCAAGCAGGAGGUCGCCCAGCUCGAGGAGCAGGCGCUGCAGACCAAGGCCGACGCCAAGGCGGUCGAGAACAACAUCAACGAGCUCGAGGCCAGCAUCAACACGUACAAGACCGAGUACGCGGCCCUCAUCAGCGAGACGCAGGCCAUCAAGGCCGAGAUGUCCAAGGUGCAGUUCAAGGUCGACCGCAGCGUCAGGCUGCUCGACAGCCUCUCGUCGGAGAGGGUGCGGUGGGAGGACAGCAGCAGGUCGUUCGAGACGCAGAUCAGCACGCUCGUCGGCGACGUGCUCGCCGCCGCCGCCUUCCUCGCCUACAGCGGCCUGUACGACCAGACCUUCAGGAAGUCGAUGGCCGAGGACUGGUUCCACCAGCUGCACCUGUCGGGCAUCCAGUACAAGUCGCCCAACCCGGUGACCGAGUACCUCUCGACGGCGGACGAGCGGCUCGGCUGGCAGGAGAACGGGCUGCCGGUCGACGACCUGUGCACGGAGAACGCCAUCAUCCUCAACCGCUUCAACCGGUACCCGCUCAUCAUCGACCCGCCCGGGCGCACGCUCGAGUUCCUGCAGAAGGAGUGCAAGGACCGGCGCCUGACGGUCACGAGCUUCCUGGACGACACCUUCACCAAGCAGCUCGAGAGCUCGCUCCGGUUCGGCAACCCGAUCCUCAUCCAGGACGCCGAGUACCUCGACCCCGUGCUCAACCACGUGCUCAACAAGGAGUACCAGCGCACGGGCGGCCGCGUGCUCAUCCAGCUCGGCAAGCAGGAGAUCGACUUCUCGCCGUCCUUCAGGCUCUACCUGUCGACGAGGGACCCGUCGGCCACGUUCCCGCCCGACAUCUGCAGCCGCACGACGCUGGUCAACUUCAGCGUGACGCAGAGCAGCCUGCAGACGCAGUCGCUCAACGACGUGCUCAAGUCGGAGAGGCCCGACGUGGACGAGAGGCGGUCGAACCUGAUCAAGGUGCAGGGCGAGUUCAAGAUCCACCUGCGGCAGCUGGAGAAGCGGCUGCUGCAGGCCCUGAACGAGUCGCGCGGCAACAUCCUGGACGACGACAACGUCAUCGAGACGCUCGAGACGCUCAAGAACGAGGCGGCCGAGAUCUCGGCCAAGAUGAGCAACACCGAGGGCGUCAUGGCCGAGGUCGACCAGAUCACGCAGCAGUACAGCGUCAUCGCCCGGUCGUGCAGCGCCGCCUUCGCCGUGCUGGAGCAGCUGCACUUCCUCAACCACUUCUACCAGUUCUCGCUCCAGUACUUCGUCGACAUCUUCCAGUCGGUGCUGCACGACAACAAGCGACUCGAUGCCGAGACGGACCACGACGCGCGCCGCGACAUCAUCGUCAGGGACCUCUUCGUCAACACGUUCAAGAGGACGGCGCUGAGCCUGCUGCAGAAGGACCGCGUCACGCUGGGGAUGCUGCUCGCCCAGGCGUCGCCGUACAAGAUGGACAAGUCGCUCAUCGACGCCAUCCUCGACGGCAGGGCCGAGGGCAAGGACCUGUCCACCGACCCGUCGCUCAGGGACGAGGCGUUUGCCGAGGCCAGGAAGCUGCCGGUGCUGAGGGACAAGAUCGACGCGGUGCCCUCGGCCGACUGGGACAGGUUCUUCGAGGAGGAGCUGGCGGAGAACGUGGUGCCGCAGAUCUGGGAGGACUCGGCCGAGGGCAACGACAAGGCGCUCCUGUCGCUCCUGCUGGUCAAGAUGUUCCGGCUGGACCGGUUCGUGCCGGCGGCGGAGCGGUUCGUGACGCAGGUGUUCGGGCCCGACGUGUUCGACAUCGUCGACGACCUGAAGCAGACGACGGCGCAGGUGUCGGCGACGCUGCCCAUCUCGCUCGUGUCCAGCCCCGGGUUCGACGCCAGCUACAAGGUGGAGAGCCUGGUGGAGAGGAUGCGGAUCCCGUGCGCCAACAUCGCCAUGGGCUCCAACGAGGGCGUGACGAGCGCGGACAAGGCCAUCAGCAACGCGGCACAGUCCGGGUCGUGGGUCCUGGUCAAGAACGUGCACCUGGCGCCGACGUGGCUGCAGAGCCUGGAGAAGCGCAUGGAGGCGCUCAACCCGCACGCCGACUUCCGCCUCUUCCUGUCGAUGGAGUCGAGCCCGAAGAUCCCGGUCAACCUGCUGCGGGCGUCGCGCGUGCUCAUGUACGAGCAGCCGGCGGGCGUGAGGGCCAACAUGAAGGACUCGAUGUCGUCCCUGUCGACCAGGGCGUCCAAGAGCCCGGUGGAGCGCACCAGGCUGUACCUGCUCAUCUCGUUCCUGCACGCUGUCGUGCAGGAGAGGUUGAGGUAUGCGCCCAACCUCGGAUGGAAGGGGUUCUGGGAGUUUAACGACAGUGAUGUAAGUCUACGAUUCACCUGGGUCACAUGUGGUGUUUUUUUUUUCCAGCGAACAAUGAAGAAGAAGAAGAAGAAGAAGACUGACGUUGAACAGUACGAAUGCUCGGCAUUCGUCGUCGAUACAUGGCUAGACGGCGUGGCGGGCAACAGGACCAACAUUGCGCCGCAGAACAUCCCGUGGGACAUGAUCCGGUACCUGGUGACGGAGACGUACGGAGGCAAGAUUGACGACGAGGGCGACUUCAAGCUGCUCCGCAGCCUGGUGCACCAGUUCCUGACGCCGGACGCCUACGACGUAGACCACAAGCUGGUGGAGGGCUCGGCCGACGGCGGCGCCGAGGGACUGCUCGUCCCGUCGGGCACGAGCCUCAGGGACUUCACCGAUUGGAUCCACAAGCUGCCGGAGCGCGAGCCGCCCACGUACCUCGGGCUGCCGGCCAAUGCGGAGAAGCUGCUGCUCGUCGGGCUGGGACGCAGCCUCAUGGACAAUCUCGGCAAGGUUAUCGAGUUGCUGGAUGAAGGCGAACAGUUGGCUACGGAUGCUUGA
Molecule: messenger RNA, 13248 nt
Organism: Geosmithia morbida
Lineage: Eukaryota; Fungi; Ascomycota; Sordariomycetes; Hypocreales; Bionectriaceae
Product: dynein heavy chain 1, cytosolic
Exons: 1
Coding region: 1-13248 (4415 amino acids)
Biological process (GO): microtubule-based movement
Cellular component (GO): dynein complex
Molecular function (GO): minus-end-directed microtubule motor activity; dynein light intermediate chain binding; dynein intermediate chain binding
Source: RefSeq, a predicted model, not a curated record